Molecule: messenger RNA, 2685 nt
Organism: Toxotes jaculatrix (banded archerfish)
Lineage: Eukaryota; Metazoa; Chordata; Actinopteri; Toxotidae
Gene: ccdc191
Product: coiled-coil domain containing 191
Exons: 17
Coding region: 1-2685 (894 amino acids)
Molecular function (GO): phosphatase binding
Source: RefSeq, a predicted model, not a curated record
AUGAUGACAUUCCCAGGUCAUGAUCCUCACCUUUUUAGGUGGAGGAGCAUCGGCAAGAGUAAAAAAACUGCUGACAAGAAUGGAGAUAUCGAUCAGUGGAGGAAGCGAGUGGAGAUGGCGUCCGAGUUUGCUGUAUCGGAAGUCUUCUCCCACAAGAAACCUCAUUCAAGAACCGGCGGCCUAGCUGUACCAUUGCAAAGCUCUGACCAGUUAAGAGAUCAUGAUGACGCUUAUGGUGAAGCUCAGGCUCUUCUUGGUGAUUGGCUGAGCAGUAAGUUGCGCUUGGAGCUGGAGAUGGAGGAGGAAGAUGACCUAAUGUGCUCCGCUGAGAGGAGAAGCCCUGCAGCACUGCCUAGUUCUCAGCCUACCACCCUGAACUACAACAACUUCGAUGAUCUCUACAACUGCCUGGCUGAGGAAGAAGAGCACAGCGCUGUGAACAGCUUCCUACAAGACCUAAUGGAGCAAGAGGUGUUGGACUCAGGGAUGAUGGAGGAACUGGCCCUGGAUGUUGGACAAACAAGGAAGAAGUUCAGAGACCCCAUUGUCACCAUGGAAGCACGACACCAGCAGGUGCGAGAGAACAGGGCCCGGCGUGAGGCUGAAAGGCAGAGGCAGCAGAGAGAGAGGGAGGCUCAGCGGGGUGCCAGAGAGGAAGCAAAGAAGAGGGAGCGGGAGGAGGAGACGAGGAAGAAGCAGGAGGCACGUAGACAGGAGGAGAUGGUGCAGCAGGAGAUGGUGCGACUGCGACGCCAGAUGGAGGAGAGGAGAGGCCUGGAACAACUGGUUAGACAGAGGACCAGAGGGAGAAUGGAAGAGCAGAGGUCAGACAGGAGCCUCCAGUCGGCUCCAACACUUUCCACUAAACCGCACCACCAGCAGCAGGAGGACACAGAGCGGCUGUACAAGGAGAAGAAAAUUCAAACUAUGCUUCACAUGAGCAACCUCAAGUGUUUGCAGAGGCAUUUCUCUGGAUGGUAUUCAGUUGUGUUGGACCGAAGGCUGCGCAUGGGUAAGGCCAUGGCCCUCUGUGACUGGAAGAGAAAGCUGAGAGCGUGGCGAGCUUGGCGAACAGCCGUGUGGGCAGAACAGAAGCGGCGAGAGGUGGCGAGAACAGAGGAGGGGCUAAGAACUGAAACCAGGCAAUGCCAGCUGGCUGUGGAGAGUGACCACAGGCGGUUGCUGCGGCGAUGUCUAAAUGAGUGGCAGUUAUGGUCUCGGAUGGAGCGGGAACAACGAGAGCUCUUGGCCCAGCAGCAAGAAACCCGUCGCAAGAUGGCCGCUUUAAUCAGCGCUGCAUCAACAGGCAAACUCAAGGCCACAGAAACCCCCGCUUAUCAACCAAUAAUGGCCCCAGCUGGGGCAUCUAACCAACCAGAGACCACAGAUAAGGAAGGUCACCACGGGUCAAGCACUGUAACCCCUGCCACCCCUGCAGUACAUCAGGAUAAAACACCUGCGGCUCCUGUGACCCAACCCACUCAGCCAUGGCAGGUGACCCGACGGCAUGUAGCACCGACUGCUGCUGAGCUCUGCGAUGCACGGCAAAGAGGUGAGGGCGGGGGCUUCACCUGUUCAAAAAGCGCUGUGUCACCUGGCAGCAGGUUUGAGAACAGACACGCCGUCCAGCAGCAGAUCAUAACACAGCAAAGGAAGCUGCUGAAGGAGCAGCAAGAGCAGAUUGCGCAGCUGAAGGAGGAGCGGAGCAUGAUGGGUUUGGAGCUGGAGAUGGAGAGAACGGCACAGCUCUCACAGCUAUCAAUGCGACGAGGCUCGAGACCAAAGAGCCACAGUUUUGACCCCAAGGAGCAGAGGGCACUGAGAGGUGCUGGAGAACCUGACAGUCGGUGUACACCGUCAAGAAAAGCUGUCACACGCCAGACAUGUCCUCAUCCAAUCAUCACGGCCAUGGAGGUCCGAGCACAUCAACGCGCAGAGCGAAGAAGGGAAAUCGAAGAACUCAAGAGAAAGAAGGAAGAAGAAAAGCUGGCUGAGAUGAAAGCCGCUGAGGAGCAGAGACAGAGGGAGGAGGAGGAGGAAAAACGCAAAGCAGCAGAGAAGAGGAAGGAGGAGAAAAGGCUGGAAAGAGAGAGGGAAGAGGAAAAACAGAGGCAACUGAAAAGGCAACAGGAGCUCCUGAAACUGGCCCAUCAACACUACCACAGGACCUUGUUGCUACGGAGAGGCCUGGCACCAUGGAAACGCCUCAUUCAGCUCAGACAAGCCAAUAUACAGCUGGCCGAGAGUCAUCACAAUCUCUUCCUCCUGAGGCGGUGCACACGAAGCUGGCAGCAAUCAGCAAGAGAGUCCCUGUCUGAGAAACAAGCUUCUGCUGACCAACUGCACCAGCACUUUUUGCUUCGGAGGAGCAUAAGCUGCUGGAAAAGACUAAAGGACUGGCGGAUGAUUCAGGAGGAGCGAGCCGAGCGGUUCUAUCGCGCACACACUCUGAGGAGGUUUCUGCUGGCACUGCUGGACCAUGUGACCCAGGAGAGGCUGGUGGAGUGGGACCGUCAGGAGCUGGCUCAGGAGCACAAUAACAGACGGGUGUUGUUGCGAUGUUUCCUGGCCUGGAGGCAGCUUCCAUGUCUGCUGCGCAAGGAAAGAGAGAGAGAGGAGCGGCGGGAGAAGCUGGGGCGGAAGGUGACUCAGGUUCUGCCUGAUUUCUGCUCCCAUCCACUGUAA